Molecule: messenger RNA, 1326 nt
Organism: Caenorhabditis bovis
Lineage: Eukaryota; Metazoa; Nematoda; Chromadorea; Rhabditida; Rhabditidae
Source: the annotation of a GenBank genome assembly
AUGAAGAGGCAAAAGCCUUCAAGCUCCACAGAAAUCGAUGAGGACGUGGUUUGUGAAAGUCGAUCAUCAAAAUCGAAACGGGUUGAAAAUGUUUCCCCUCUGGUUGACAGCACCGUUUACUUCACCAAGCCGGAUGCUGAAGAAUUCGCACUACUCACCGUUCCACAAAUGAGCCUGCCAGAGCUCAUAAAGCACAUUAACCCAUUGCGCUCACUUCAUUUUAAUUUCAUGAUUGAUACUAAAUGGUUAUUAAGAUGUUACCCGAAGGAAAUUCGGAAUAAUCCUAUCGAAUUAUGUGUUGGUGACAAGGAUUUUGCCGAUAUGAAAUUUGAAACGAAAUCGUACACCAACAUUCAAGUUUAUAGCGCCAGUUUGCCUUUUCCUUAUGGAACUCAUCACACGAAAUUAUCGUUGUUCGAAACUCAAUCUAUGUUUCAUGUGAUUAUUUCUACUGCAAACUUACUUCCGAAUGAUUGGCUCGACAAAACACAAAUGUUCUAUUAUUCAUGUGGGAUUAUUCAAAAGGAAGAUGCUCCAGUGAGCCCUUUCCAACAAGAUCUUUUAACUUAUUUAAACAGCUAUUCAUCGAAAAUUGAUUAUUGGAGAGAUCUGCUGAAAAGAGCGGAUUUUUCGCAUAAUGUUGAUCGUUUGAUAUUUUCAACACCGGGUUAUCAUAAGGACGAAAAUUUUAAAAAGUGGGGACACAUUCGCCUGAGGAACCUUCUUUCGGAAACAUCUGAAGAAUGUGAGCCUUCGAGUGACAGCCCGCUGUAUGUCCUUCAGUGCAGUUCUAUAGGAUCGCUGGGAAACAACAAAGAUUCUUGGUGUGCUGGGCAGUUUCUCCGUAGUUUGGAACAGCCGAAACCGUCAAACUCGCCGAGGAUAUUUUUGGUCUAUCCAACAGUCAACGAAGUUCGGAAUUGUGUUGAAGGAUACGAUGGAGGCGGUUCUUUACCGUAUUCAGCGAAAACGCACGCGAAACAACCAUGGCUUCGUGAUAUUAUGUGCAAAUUUCGUGGCAAUUUCGGUAGAGAGCGAUACAUGCCCCAUUGCAAGACGUAUACGAAGAUUGUCGAUGGGAAGCCAUUAUAUCAGGUGCUCACAAGUGCAAAUCUCUCGAAAGCUGCAUGGGGAGAACUGCAGAAAAAUUCAAAACAAUUAUUCAUUCGAUCCUAUGAAGCUGGAGUUCUGAUCAAAGAUCCUCAACGAAUUCGACUACCAUAUCAAUAUCCGAUUGCCAAAUAUCAAAAAACUGACGAUCCGUGGCUCUACGAUCGUAGCUACUCCCAACCAGAUUGUUUCGGAAGGAAUUACACUUAUAACUAA